AUGCAAACAAAUACACCAAACGUUACUAAUGUUCACACUAACAUUAACACUGAACUAAAUAAUCAUAAUCAUAAUAACGAUGAUGACAAUGAUAUUAUUAAUACCAUUAGAAAUGAAAAUAAAUUUUUACAAUCCCUAACGGACCAGGAUAGGUUACUUCCCAUCAAUAAUGUGAGUAAGUUAAUGAAAAGUGUUUUACCCUCAACAGCAAAAGUAUCUAAGGAAGCCAAAGAAUGUGUGCAAGAGUGUGUUUCGGAAUUUAUUUCAUUUGUGACUAGCGAGGCUGGUGAUCGAUGUAUGGAAGAUAAUAGGAAAACUAUAAAUGGAGAAGACAUAUUAAUCUCAUUACAUGCUUUAGGUUUUGAAAAUUAUGCGGAAGUUUUAAAGAUUUAUUUGGCAAAAUAUAGGGAAUAUCAACUUGCAAGAAGCCAACUAACUUAUAAUAGUAGUAAUAAUAGUAGUAAUAAUAGUAGUAAUAAUAGUAAUAAUAAUAAUAGUAAUAAUAAUAAUAACAAUAAUAACAAUAAUAACAAUAAUAACAAUAAUAACAAUAAUAACAAUAAUAACAAUAAUAACAAUAAUAACAAUAAUAACAAUAAUAAUAACGAUGAUGAAAAUGAGGCCCUUCUGUAUCAAAGGCAAAAUUCACAAGAAAAUAUAAUGGUAGAAAAGCAAGAUGAUGAUAUACCGAUGGAUGAAGAAAGUGUAUCUUCGUAUGCUAUAAAUGACGAGACUAUUAAAAGUGUGACAACAAGAAAUUAUGACACAAUACAAAACGCUAACAACCAUCAAAUGAUUCAUUCAGGAAUAGUAAUUGAGAUGAAUGAUGAUGAUGAUGAGGAGGAAGGAAAUGUGAAAAGAGAGCAAGAAGAAGCACCGCCUUUAGAAUAA
Messenger RNA from Saccharomycodes ludwigii, 891 nucleotides. RefSeq names its product Hap3p (gene HAP3). Gene Ontology annotation, biological process: regulation of transcription by RNA polymerase II. NCBI's taxonomy places the organism in Eukaryota, Fungi, Ascomycota, Saccharomycetes, Saccharomycodales, Saccharomycodaceae. The transcript has a single exon. Bases 1 to 891 code for a protein of 296 amino acids. The record is from RefSeq and is a predicted model, not a curated record. Gene Ontology annotation, cellular component: CCAAT-binding factor complex. Gene Ontology annotation, molecular function: DNA-binding transcription activator activity, RNA polymerase II-specific; RNA polymerase II cis-regulatory region sequence-specific DNA binding; protein heterodimerization activity.